This is a messenger RNA of Lindgomyces ingoldianus, 1866 nucleotides long. RefSeq lists its product as uncharacterized. The transcript has 16 exons. The record is from RefSeq and is a predicted model, not a curated record. Bases 1 to 1866 code for a protein of 621 amino acids. NCBI's taxonomy places the organism in Eukaryota, Fungi, Ascomycota, Dothideomycetes, Pleosporales, Lindgomycetaceae.
AUGUUGCAAGCUGAACAAAAAGCCGAGCAACACGACCCAGAAACAGUGCUUCAAUCUGACAGGCUGCCGUCAAACUCUACUCUUUUGAGCCAAACUAUCCUUGAUAAGCUAGUGGGCAAAGAGCAUGGCGAAGCCGCUUAUUAUCACGCACGGUCCCUCACCGCCCUUGACAUCGUUUUCCCAGCCGUGUUUAUCUACAAUCUUUUGGGGUUGUUUAUGAUUCCUAGUAGCUCUAAUUUUCUUCCAGAUUAUCGAAUGAGUAUUCGACCUGAAUCUGGGGCUAGCAUGACAACACCAAGGGUACCCGAACAGUCCCAAAGCUCGCGUCCAGAACGGGGACUCAGCCUUUGCAUGCCUCGACCCACAAAGAAAGCCCAAUACCGACGAUUCUUCCAAUGGAAAAGUAUCAAGAAAAUCUUGGUCAAGUUCUUCGGCUCCAGGACAAGAGUAUUGCCUCAGCCCCAGUCACUCUUCCUCACUCUCCCUCUUGAGAUACGGCACAUGAUCUUCAUGUACGUCUUCGCCUCGUCCAUGAUCCAUGAGCGCGACAACAAUUCACUCUCGACCUGGGACCACCUUCUCCUGAGUUGCCGCCAGGUCAAAAUAGAGAUGGAAUCAAUGCCCGCGCAGCCAAUCAUUUCGCUAGUGAACACGCAUUGGCGAAAGAGGUUUCCCAAUCAUCCGCUCAACAUUUCAGCAGUCACCAAGAACGGAGUAGUACAAGAUUUAGUCGUAGCAAUCCCCCGCGCCGUCUUGCAACCCGCGUACAGGAAGAAGAUAAGGACGUAUAUUCCGGACUAUAUCUCCCCACUCUUUAGAAUUUAUGCGGAUACGCUUACGCUCAUGAUCCACGAUGACGGCAGUCCUCUCGUUAAUAUGAACAGCGUACCGGUCUAUGAACAUAUGCUCCGCCAAAUUCUUUCAACUCUCUGGGCUAGAGAGCGAACACUGCCCCUUCUGGCCAAGAAGUGUCGGGUGAAGAUUUUACCGCCUCCCCCAUCUCGGAACUACUUUAACGCAAAGAAAGUUGUCGUGAAUUGGCAGGGCUCGCUUUCAGGAACAUUGAGGGAACAUUUCAGUAUGCUACUAUGGAUACACCUUCUGUGGAUAGCAUCGAAGCCAUUCAGGAGAGGAAUUCAUCUUCGAAAGCGAAGAUUUGUCCUAGACUGGGUGAGCAGGACGUAUUUCACUAUUGAAGCCGUGAAAAUGAAUGGCUUGGGUUACGAAAAGGGCAGAUUCCACAGACCGUGGGCACUAGGCAUCAAUAUUGAUAUUCCACUAUGUAUUCGUUCACAUGUACCCGUCUUACCGGCCAUCGCACGAAACCAGGUAUUUCAAGGGCUACAGGCAGCCACUAGGAUAAGUUCGGCGGCCAAAUUUGAUGAGACCAGGCUAGGGGUCGAGGAUAGGAGAGUAAGUCAUCGCGGUGGUGUGGGCUAUGCGAGUAUAUUGAGCAUUAGUCUAAAGUCUAAAGAGCCCAUUGAGCUCUGGGCUAACCAAAGACUGAACGAGAGAGGAGCUAGCCACAAUGAGGAAACAUCUCGUGCAACCACUAACAUCACUCUCCUGAAUCUUUUCUACAAUAACUCUUUACCCCCUGAAAUCCCAUUCAAAUUCUUGCUCCUCCAUAUAGGACGCAUCUUCAAGCGACCUGUUGUGUCAAAAGUUGUUAUACCUCAUUGCCCUCAAUUCUCUUCAGCCGAAGAUAUCGUAAUAGAAGAAAGCAUAGGCAAUUUUCCAGACUUAAUGAGAGUAGACAAUGAAAAUCGGCCGUUGUUGAACAGGACAACUGACAAUUUGUACAAUUCAUCUAUUACUAAUCGCUCAGAACAUUGUCGUGGAAAGCUCAAGAACUUUUCAAAAUAA